This is a messenger RNA of Gavialis gangeticus (Gharial), 3270 nucleotides long. It is a transcript of the gene RANBP1, whose product is annotated as RAN binding protein 1. Gene Ontology annotation, cellular component: centrosome; nuclear pore; cytoplasm. NCBI's taxonomy places the organism in Eukaryota, Metazoa, Chordata, Crocodylia, Gavialidae. The transcript has 6 exons. The record is from RefSeq and is a predicted model, not a curated record. The coding region runs from base 88 to 717 and encodes 209 amino acids. Gene Ontology annotation, molecular function: GTPase activator activity. Gene Ontology annotation, biological process: nucleocytoplasmic transport; positive regulation of mitotic centrosome separation.
CGGCGGGAAUGAGGUAGAGGCGGGGGCGGGGCAGCGCGAGCGCGGCAGGAAGCGGAGGCUAGUGCGGCCGGCAGCAGCGCCAGCCCCAUGGCCGACACCAAGGAUACACAUGAGGAGCAUGACACCUCAACUGAAAAUGCAGAUGAUUCUAACCAUGAUCCUCAGUUUGAGCCUAUAGUUUCUCUUCCUGAGCAAGAGAUCAAGACUCUUGAGGAGGAUGAGGAAGAGCUCUUUAAGAUGCGAGCAAAGUUGUUUCGAUUUGCAUCAGAAAAUGACCUUCCAGAGUGGAAAGAACGAGGAACUGGUGAUGUAAAGCUCCUGAAACACAAGGAGAAAGGAACAAUUCGCCUCCUCAUGAGAAGAGACAAAACCCUAAAAAUCUGUGCAAAUCAUUACAUUACACCUUUAAUGGAGUUGAAGCCUAAUGCUGGAAGUGACAGGGCAUGGGUUUGGAAUACACAUGCUGACUUCGCAGAUGAAAGCCCUAAACCUGAACUCCUGGCAAUCCGAUUUUUAAAUGCAGAAAAUGCACAGAAAUUCAAGGCAAAAUUUGAAGAAUGCAGGAAUGAGGUAGAUAAGAGGGCAAAGAAGGCAGGCACAGACAAAGACAAUAGUGCUGAAAAAGUUGCUGCGAAAUUAGAAGAGCUUUCUGUAAAGGAAGAGAGCAAAGCAGCUGAGAAGAAAGAGACCAAGGAAAAAACUGGAGAAAAGCAAUAAAUCAUCUUGGGCCUUGCAGUUUUUUCCCUUUCUUUUUCUUUAUUUUUUUUUUUUAUUUUUACAAGGGACUUUAUAAAGAACUGAAUUCUGACAUUCAAGUUGUUUUUUUCUAAGCUUUUGCCCUUUUGAAGAUGCUUUGAGAAAAUCCAUUUCCCAGUCAUGAAAAUGUACUGUGCUAACUUUCUUUUCCAUAGUGGAAACACUUAUUUAUAGUCAUCCAAAAGAGUGAAUAAAACAAACUUGAAAACAGCAUUAAAGGACAGAACUGAGUUUUCUAUAUGCUUCAAAGGCUUAUGACUACAACUCUUACACUGGGUGUUACAUUUUGAAACUUGUAUCUUCAUAAAUGAUGUAAUUAGAUUAAGUGAAUUUUACCAACUGAAAAGAUAAAAAUUACAUAGGUGUUCUUGUAUGGUAUUUGGAUGAUGACUGCUAACAAACUUAAGCAAAUUGCUUAUACCAGACUUCCUUCUCUUCUUCCCCUGUCUUUAUCCUUAUGAAAGAUUACUAGGAAACUAAUCUUAAAGGCCUAAUGGCUUUCAGAAGCUUUUUGUGCAUUAAAAGUGCAACUUCUUCCUCUACCAGUCUACUGUAAGUUGGUGUACUGUCUCUUCACUCAAGUUUUUAUAUUAACAUUGAUAGGGAUAAAUCUAAAUCUUUCUAGCAGUUUGCUAGAAUAUGCCCUAUUUGUUAUCAUAUACUUCAGCUAUCACUUCCUGAAUUUCACAUUAAUCUCUUGGCUGUUCAGAACUUCUCUCACAUUAACAAAUUCCAUGGGUUGUGGAAUUAUAAAAUGCCUGGUGAAAGCUGUUUUCCUUAGAGUGAGGAAGUCCUAAUGCAAAUUAGAAAAAAAAUGAAAUGUAAACAUGCAAGCUGAAACUUAAUGGUGGUUCACAUUUGACAUGAUUCUGUGGCACUCCCCAAAAUGGUAAUAAGUAUUUUAGUGAAAGUUCCUCCCUUAGUGAAGCCAGUGUUCAUUUCCUGCUUGAGAAUUAGAAAACUAGGCUGCAGUGGGCACUGCAGCCAUCACUAUCAAAGAAAUUCUCUUUGAAUACUAUUUGAGUCAGUAUCUUAAACAUUUCUUUGUGUUGACAUUGUGUCCUAUCCUUGAAGUGGAGCUAAGUACAAAGAUUAGAUGAAUUUUACUUUGCAACUUGAAGUGUGAUGACAAAAUAACCAGCAAUGUAAUUAACUGAUCUUGGCAAAGAGGUCUGAAAAGCCUUCUGACUUUCUUUGCCUAGAUUUCUUAACUUACAAAUUCAUAUUCUUAAGGACCUAUUAUACUGUAAAGCAGGGGUAUCAGAUUUAUUUGAUGCCCCCCACACACCCCCAGGCCAGAUCUGGAUCCCCCCCUCCCAAUUCUGCUGGUCCUUCCAGAAGCCCUGUUAGCCACAUGUUUGACACCCCUGAUAUUAAGCGCUUAUCUUCUGUUCAUGCUAGCACUGAUUUUAUGUUCUAGUAAAUUACUCUUUACGCUGGAACUACAAACAAGGUGCUCUGCUUUAUAGUAAAUACCUCUUAGAUGUAGUUAGAGUUCACUUUUUUUUUCCCAGUUGCUUCACUAGAUUUUUCAGACUUUUUCACACGUAUUAUCUGGUGCAGGAGUUGUCCUUUUUAGUCCGCAGACAUAAUUGAGAGGGGGAAGGAUCAAAUGCUUUGUUCUCUAGGACACUUACAAAUUGUAAACUGAAUGUUCCAACUGUCUCCUCAAAAUGUCAACGGUAUGCUUGGUAUUUCCAUGUUCUUUAAAAUAGCAUUGUCUAUAGGCUGUUUUCAAAUAUUUAAUUUCCUGCCAUCUAAAUGUAAAUGCCAAAACUGUAUCCAUGAAGAACACUGUAGAUCUAAAUUGAUAAUGUUAAGCAGUGUGUUUUAAAUUGGGCAAGCAGAGGCUGGAGUUUAAGUAUCUAAUUUCAAAAUAAAUUUAACUUUAAACUUUGAUUAAAUGAUUUGAGCUUUUUGUUUGUUUGUUUUUAAGCUCACUGUUAUGUUGGUAAUGUAAAUGCAGUAGGCUUGUGUCCUUUGCCUACUGUAGAAAAAUAAGUAGAAAAAAGCAGAAAACUAAGAGGGGCCAUUCCAGUUUUGCAAGUCAGGUUGACUGACACAGAAGAAAAACCUGCAAAUUGUAUUUGGAUUAAUACUUGGAUCAAGGUAUUUAGAUAUUGACAACGAACUCCAAUUGAAUUGUUUCUUUUUAAUUUAUACAUGUGUGCUUAUUGUAACUGUCUCUUGAUAUUUGUCUUUCUAUUCAGAUAGUGAUCCAUGUUUAAAUGGGUCAUUUUCAUCUCUAGUAUAGUUAUUGACUGACUUAGGGAUGCAUUUGGCCUCCAGUCUUUUGCCUGGUGCUUAUGGCUUAUUAAUUUCCUUGUCACUUUCUGAGUAGAAUUUAUGUAGAAAAGCAGUCUAGUGAAGUUGUCUUGGUCUAUAACAAAACUGAAGCUUUGCCAAUCAAUGUUUUGACUUGGAAAGAUUCUAUAUAGAUUGCUUCCCUAUAUUUGGAAAAAAAAAAGUAUUUUAAAAACUGUAUAUUAACACAAUAAACUGCUCCUUGUGUCA